Lactuca virosa is the source of this 267-nucleotide messenger RNA. Lineage: Eukaryota; Viridiplantae; Streptophyta; Magnoliopsida; Asterales; Asteraceae. The record is from the annotation of a GenBank genome assembly.
AUGACUCCCCUCAUUCCCGACAUAAAAUCCCCAAAGAGAACCACCCAAAACCUUGCCGAAAAACAGGUCCUCCAGCCACCUCCAGCCACAUACCAUUGCGUUCAUCACCAUUUCUUUUUUCCGAGGGACAACACCACCAUCACUGGAUCGACCACCACCAAGGAAGAUAGUAGAAGGGAAAGAACCACCCACCGUCAACCACCAAUGUUCGCCAUCGUCACCACCGCCCCUAAAUCGUCGAUCCCCUUCAUCAUCUCUAUGAUGUGA